Molecule: messenger RNA, 696 nt
Organism: Striga hermonthica
Lineage: Eukaryota; Viridiplantae; Streptophyta; Magnoliopsida; Lamiales; Orobanchaceae
Source: the annotation of a GenBank genome assembly
AUGGCGGCCGCCACCGCAACAGCAGCCACGUUCGCCGUCACGAGGUCCGUCGCCUCCUCAUCCCCCAAACUCCGGCAGCUUUCCUCUCUCCUUUCCCCUCUCAAAAAACCCCUCUCCUUCUCCUCAUCCACCUCAUCCCUAACCCCUCUCCUUGCACGCCGCCUCCCGCAGCCGCUCAAAUACUCCACCGCCACCAAAAUAUCCGCUGCAAUAUCAGUCGGAGACAAGCUCCCCGACUCCACCCUCUCCUACUUCGACGCCUCCGACGAGCUCCAGACCGUCUCCGUCUCCGACCUCACCGCCGGCAAACGGACCAUCAUCUUCGCUGUCCCAGGCGCCUUCACCCCUACCUGCUCGCAGAAGCAUCUCCCGGGGUUCGUGGAGAUGGCCGCCGAGCUCAAGGCGAAGGGGAUCGACGCCAUCGCUUGCGUUUCCGUGAACGACGCCUUCGUGAUGAAGGCGUGGAAGCAGGAUCUGAAGAUCGGGGACGAGGUCAUGCUGCUGAGCGACGGCAAUGGAGAUUUCACCCGCGCGAUUGGUUGCGAGCUUGAUUUGAGCGAUAAGCCGGUGGGUUUGGGGGUUCGAUCGAGGAGGUACGCCAUGUACGUCGAGGAUGGGGUCGUGAAGAUCCUGAAUCUGGAAGAAGGAGGAGCUUUUAACGUUAGCAGUGCUGAGGAUAUGCUCAAGGCCAUUUGA